UAUCUACCUACUUCAUUAAUUUUUACACAUGUGCCAAAGCACUAUGGUACCACUGUGUUCAUAAAGCUCUAGAUUUUUGUGUAUACCACACCUAUUGUUCAAUUCGUUACAAAAUAAUCGAAAUUAUUAUUUUUUUACCUACUUAGUUAAAUGUGUUUAAAAUGGACCACCCUUGGGUUCGAAACGUAAUCAUAAAUUUCAUCACGAACAGCGUCGACAUUUUCGGUGAAAAUAGUACCUAUCAAGGAUUCGAAGUGGAGGAAGAAUCGAACAAGAAAGAUGCUCAAAAAAGAGACGACGGUUUCAACUCACGCCCAUAUUAUGGAAACAUUAUCUACCAAGAUGAACGAGGCAACGUCCACAAAUCCAACGCAGUCAUGCUGAAAAUCAUGCCAAGUAUGUCGAUCAGUAAAUUUAUCUCGUUUCAAUACCUCAACGAAAUGAAUUUCUACACAAAAAUUAUUCCCGCCAUGAACACCAUCGAUAAUUCGUUUUCUACCCUGUUUCCAAAAUUCUACCACGGUGAGAUGACCUUUGCAGCGGGAAAGGAUAAAUCGAUGAUGAUUCUGGAAGAUUUGAAACAUUCAGGAUACAAAAUGGCUCCGAAGAAAUCCUUCCUCGAUCUCGAUCACUUGAUGUUAAUGAUGCGUAAACUCGGCCAAUUCCACGCGUUCUCUUAUAAAGCUAAACGCGACAUACCCGAAUUAUUCCAUCCUUUAGUUAAUAAUAUUCCCGAAACUAAUUUCCUAGCCAAUCACGAAUUAAGAAAUUUUCUACGACUGGUCGGACAACGUGCGCUGGAAAGCUUACAACGAGAUCCAAAGUACGAAAAAUAUGUGCGAAAAUUUAAAGCAUUGCUCGAAAAGACUGACGAAAUUUACGUGGAUGUUUUAACCGGUGAUACGAAGAACCCAUUGUCGGUUUUUUGCCACGGAGAUUACUUGAGAAAUAAUAUCAUGUUUAAAUAUGAAAAUAACGUUCCAGUAGAUUUGAAACUCGUGGAUAUGGCAACCUGUCGAUAUGCUUCACCUGUAAUAGAUUUAUUGGGAGUUUUGUACAUGAAUUGUGAUCAAUCGACGAGAAAUACUCAUUGGAAUAAAUUAAUCGAUCAGUAUUAUACAGCUCUGAAAGAAACAUUUCCAAAAACACAAGUACCUUGCAGGUCCACAAUUCUUUCAGAAUUUGUAGGCAAGUCAUUUUAUGGGUAUUUGAUUACGACGUAUUUUUUACCCAGUUUGAUCGCCGAUGACAAUAAUAUUCCUUUUGAGCUUACCUUGGAUCCGGAAAUUAGUAGGAAAUUUCAAGAAUUUAGAGUAAUGGAAAUACCGAAGGAAAUUUUAGCUCAGGCAUAUGCGGCAACUGGUGGAGAGAUUGCUACAAAGGCGGUGAGUGAUGUGCUUAAAGAUAUGAUCGAUAGACGAUUCGUUUGUACUUAAGGUACCUACCUAAUGUUACUGUUUGAUUUUUGUUGUUACAUAUUUUUUAAAAAUAUUUCUAUAUGUUAUUUGAGAAAUAAAAAUACCUUAUGUUGCUGUAA
Molecule: messenger RNA, 1537 nt
Organism: Planococcus citri (citrus mealybug)
Lineage: Eukaryota; Metazoa; Arthropoda; Insecta; Hemiptera; Pseudococcidae
Exons: 1
Coding region: 162-1436 (424 amino acids)
Source: RefSeq, a predicted model, not a curated record